AUGCCCCACACCGCGCGCAAAAGGCGCACUCCCCAGAAACGACUGCAAGUCACUGCCGACGAUGGCUGGACUCAUGUCACCAGCGGCAAUAAUGUGCGCCGGCUCCUGCGCAAUGCCAACCACGCCCCCACACCGACCGGAUCCCAACCCCACGAUAACCACAACCACAACCCCGUGCUGACCCCGGCCGAGGCACCGAGUCGGUUGACGCUGUCAGAGCUGCAGGCACAGUACCGGGCUCAUCGGGAGCGGUGGGAGGGCUCGGAGACGUGGUGGGGGCUGGCGGCUUAUCUUGCGGAGAGAUUGGGAGAAGAAGAAGAAGAAGAGAAGAGUUCAGCAGAUGUGACGUCUUCUUCUUUGGCUUCCGCUUCAGCUUCAUCUCACACCCCCGUGGAUUCCAUCAUGUGCAUCGGACUCGGUAGUCCGAGCGGAUUCCUGCGCGAUGGCUGGGUCGACCGGCGCAGUGUAUCGCUAUACCAGCUCGCAGCGCUGGCAAGCGUGAAAGACUAUAUAACUCAAAAAAACCCCUCGAUCCCAAUCUACGCCCAAGACCCCGUCUUCAACACCCUCGACCAUGCCCUCCUCGAGUCCCUGGGGAUAAAAACCCUCCCCGACCCCGCCGCCUUCGACAUCGUCACCCCCAAAACCCUCCUCUUCUGCCCCGGCGCCGAACGCCAGCACCUCGAGCGGCUGCUGCCCGCGCAGCCGGCGCUCGUGUUUGGGGGCCCGUUGGAGCAGAGCGACUCGGCGGAGAUCGAGGCGUUUGUGGCGCGGACGGAGUCGCGUGCUUUGCGCGGGUUUGGGCCGCUGGAGCAUGCUUUUUGGAAGAUGAGGGUUUAUUUUUGGAAUGGCCCGAAAGAAAUGUAA
Molecule: messenger RNA, 867 nt
Organism: Penicillium alfredii
Lineage: Eukaryota; Fungi; Ascomycota; Eurotiomycetes; Eurotiales; Aspergillaceae
Product: SRR1 family protein
Exons: 2
Coding region: 1-867 (288 amino acids)
Source: RefSeq, a predicted model, not a curated record